AUGCGCGUCCACGGUCUCUUCUAUACAUGAGGCAACUUCAAAUGUGUGUGUGUAUACCAACCGAGUGACUAUAAAACGGCACGCGCGCAGGAGUGACUCGGUUCUGUUGCGGCCAACAGUCCGUCGGGAUCGAAUGUGAGCAGCAGCAGCAGCAGUCAAGAACUUGACACAACAUAUAUCCCCGAGUCUCUAUUUGCUAUUCGUUCCCACUUUUGUGUUUGGUUUAGUCGUCCAAAAUUCAACUUUGUCCGAAACCAACGCGAACGUGACAAAAGCUGCCAGACGGAACGCAUUCAUGGCCGGUACGAAUUCAUUCCUUUCGAGUGUGGCAAUUCCAACGGAGAAGAGUGUUUGAAUUGGGUGGUUUUUCUAUCAAGAAUGAAUUGCGGUGACAAUCAUCCAGCGCCAAUCAUGGCCGAAGUGACGAUCCUGACGCCCAACAACGUCGGCAAACGUCACCACCAACAACAACAACAACAACAGGACGUGCUGAUGAUGUCGUCCCUUUCUGAUGAUUUCGCCCGUCAACUUUCUUCCUCGUCGUCUCCAUUGGUGGCCGUCGACGGCCGAAUGACCGACGACACUGAUGACCAUCAGCAUUUUGAAGAUGAGCCAACCCUUCAGAGUCCGUCGGCGUCGGGAGCGCAACAUCUCGACGUGAUAAUCAGUGCCGGUGGUCAUCAGCAGAGCGACGACACGGGGACGGUCCAGCAGCGUCAUUCGCCGGCCGAUAAGGGUUGUCAUUAUUCCGACGGCGAAGAUGACGACGAGGACGACGAAGAAGAGGAACAUGAAGAGGAGCAAGACGCUCUGGUCAGGGCCUCUCGUUUGAGUCGUCGGCAUUCGUCGGCCGGCGCCGUGCCCAUGUCAUUAACCGUGUCGCCGUCCAACGUGUUCACGGACGUCUAUCAGGGCGGGACGUCCGUGCUCGGACGUGGCCUGGUCCGCGAGAGAUCGGCACCGACAAGACGUUGUCGAAUUGAAGAGGAGCAGCAACAGCAGCCGCCGCGGAAUCAAUCGGCCACCUCGUCGGCACGUCCAGCAGGAGCAAUCAAUAAUAACGUCGGUGGUAAUUGGUUGAACGUGCCAGGUGCUGCCGACAGUUCUGGGAAGAAGAAGAACAAGACGGCCAGCAGCGGGCGAAACAAUGUCUCGAUCGAGCGUCUGGAAUUAGUUCCGGCAUCGCCUAUGAGGAAUAAAUCACCGUCGGGAGCCCUCAGCUCGCUGGCCGCUCCCGGCCGCCGACUCCAGCAGAACAACAGUUUCGGCGGAACAGCCAGCGAGUUGCAUCAUCAUCGGCCGUCCAAUCCGAGUUUGGAAUCGUCGGCCGGGCAGACGAGUAAUAAGGAAUCGCUGCGUCAUCAUCGUCCGUCGUCGACGUCGCAACAUCAUCACGUUCGCUCGCAAUCGGUCCGUGUGGCUCCCCGCAGUACAACUACAACUACAACAACAACAAGCAACCGAAACAACAACAUCAGCAGUUCAAUCAAUCAGCCAAAGUUGUUGGCCGACUACAACAGUGUCCAGCAGCAUCAGCAAUCCAUCAAGGUCCGUCCUCGAGGGACCAGUUUGCCGGGAACCAACUGGGUCGAUCCCCCGACGACCGCAAUCAACGCAGAGGAACAGCAACAACAGCAACAACAUUAUUACGGCAACAAUCAGCAGACGGUAGGAGGCGAAGGUGAUGAAGCCGAUUAUUACCUGUUGAGGCAUUUUAUCGUACACGGCAAAAGUAACAAAGUCGUCAACCGAGGCGAUUCCUUCCGUCGAUCCUUGCGAUCCCACAAGCAGCAACAACAGCAGAGCGGCGGCGCCAUCAGCCAACAUUCCAGCACAUCCAGCAUCAGUACGGAAAAUGUUGCCGGAUCACCGCCGCCGAUCCAACAACCUCACCAGCAGUAUCAAUACCAGCCACAACACUACCAGCAACAACAGGGUCAAUACUACUCGUCUGGGCCCUAUCAGCACUACUCGUCCAUGGAUCAAGUUCAACAGCAUCCGGCCGUGCCGCUGUCAUCAUCCAGCAGCAGACGAGCCUCGUUAUCUCUGCUGAUGGUCGGAGCUGAUCAACAACAAUAUCUAACAGCUGGCCCGUCGCCGCCAUCGGGCCCUUAUUCGUUGGGGGCCGCCACAGCUGAACCGUUCAGAGUUCUGAUGCUCGGAGCUUCCGGCGUUGGCAAAACAGCCCUGACGGCCCAAUUCAUGACGUCUGAAUACCUCAACACGUACGAAGCUUCAUUAGACGAGGACGCCUGCGACCGUUCCGUUUCGGUUCUCCUAGACGGCGAGGAAUCUCAAUUGAUUUUCAUCGAUCACCCGCACGGCGAAAUAUCGGUGGAGAAUUGCAUAGCGACGUAUAAUCCGCACGCCUACGUCAUCGUCUACAGCGUCGUCGACGCCGAAAGUCUCCGCGAAGUGGAAGAGAUCCUCCACUUUCUGUGGCGUCACUCGCUGACCAACAACAGCAACAGCUCAACGUCGUCGUCCUCCUACUGCCGUCAGCGUCACAACACAAUCAGUUUACCUGUCGACGAUUCCCUGACACCCAGCAACAGCAACAACAGCCGGACGUCACCGUUUCAAAUGCUCCCGCCACCCACCGUCAUCCUGGUGGCCAAUAAAAUCGACUUGGUCCGCUGCCGAAUCAUUUCUCCGCAAGCGGGCAAAUCUUUAGCGACAUCUUUCGACUGCAAAUACAUCGAGACGUCGAGCGGAAUGCAGCACAACGUCGACGAACUGCUAGUCGGAAUCCUCAAGCAGAUCCGGCUGAAAAUACAAAAGACGGAACAGCAAAUGCAGUUGCUUCUAUCAUCGCCAAAUUCUUCGUCGUCCACCUCCUCAUCGUCCAGGAGUUUGUUCCGAAAGAGGAGUGGACGCCGACGUCAGCAGCAACAACAACAGCAGCAACAACAACACAGAGUUAAUUAUCAGGGUGGUUCAGCAGGUGCUGGAGAGGGUGAAGGAUCCUGUUGCAUCAGCACGUCAGCAGCAGGAGUCGCUACCGGUGGAUAUCGGAUAACAUCAUCAACUAAUCGACGAUCGGCAAGUCUACGGGUCCGCCGGAUGUUGGGCAAAGCCGUUUGGACCUGCGCUGAAUAUUAUCACAGGAACAAAUCGAGAUCCUGCGAGGAUCUUCACGUUCUGUGAGAAAAAAAAAACAGCCCGAAGAAAAUUCGCUUUCAAAAUUUGUUUCCAAAAAAUUUCAAACAUAUCCCCUUUCUCAAUUUAAAUAAGAACAGCCAUCAUUUGCUGUCCAUUUCUUCUUCUUCUUCUUCCUCAUCUAUCUGCUUGUUUUUUUGUCCCCCUCUAUAUGAAUGUGUAUACCGUCUGCAGCUGGGCUCCCUCUGACACGACCGUCUAUAAAUACAUCGAUCAUAUCACGUUG
Daphnia pulex (common water flea) is the source of this 3385-nucleotide messenger RNA. RefSeq lists its product as uncharacterized. The record is from RefSeq and is a predicted model, not a curated record. Gene Ontology annotation, cellular component: plasma membrane. The coding region runs from base 379 to 3147 and encodes 922 amino acids. NCBI's taxonomy places the organism in Eukaryota, Metazoa, Arthropoda, Branchiopoda, Diplostraca, Daphniidae. Gene Ontology annotation, molecular function: calcium channel regulator activity; GTPase activity; GTP binding. The transcript is spliced from 6 exons.